AUGGAAGAUGAUACAUAUCACUGGUCGCGGGAGCGAGUGCUCGGCGAUUGGCCGCGAGCCAUGCAAUAUGGACUGGUGACGUUGAGAGCAAGCUCGACAAAAGCUCGACUGCAGUUCCUGCGUGAAGAUCUCCUCCCGUUGGCCAAAACUCCCGACCUCUCGUUAUCACAGACUCUCGACGUAUUCAAGCUCUUGACUCAAACAUAUCCUCGCUAUGUGGAUUCCCAGUCGCGCGACGCCGUCGAAGCUGUCGGGAUGGAACUUGUUCGUCGUGACGAAGCGCGCGGUGUCUCCUCCGAUCCAAGCGAAACGAAGUUCGGCGUCACAGAGCAGAUAGUCGGCUGGUUAUCGAACGAAGUCUCGCGCGUGAUAAAACGCGGUAGUUCUUACGCCGCCACCGACCGCUUCGUUCUCCUAUCAUGGACAUGCGGGGUGUAUACUGUUUGCCUGCAGACAAAUCCGGAUUUUCCUUCUGUUUCUUCCCAGCCUUGGAACGCAUUACUGGGGGUCCUGGCGAUCUUGAUUGAGUCCAUCCUAGAUCCCACAGGUUCUACGAAGCCUUCCAUCCGCCAGUCGUCUCUCACCCGUACUAGAAGAGCCUUCCGAUCGUCACCCAAGAGUCUUCCGUUGACAAUGUCGACGCUUGUAACGUUAUCCAAGUCGUUGCCAUCGCCCUUGAUAACAUUCCCAGUCCUUGGCAUCGCGGUCGACGUGUCAAUACGGCUAAAGGACACCAAGCAAGCACAACUCGCGCGUGUUUCUCCGGAGCUGAAGACUCGGAUUCUGGACCUAUUCGUAUCGAACGUGAUCAUGUCCAAGACUCCUGUCCCUGCACACGUCUCAGAGGCCCUCCACGAUUUUAUACAAUCAUAUAUCACCGAAGAUGAUAUCGCCGGGGUCGUUUUGCCCACAGCGGAAAAGGCGCUUCUUCGCGCCCCAGAGAACUCCUUGAGCGUCAUUACGGACUUCUUCGCAGCGUACCCUCAAUCACUGUCUACCGAACAUUUCCGUCGCCUUUUGGUGCCUGCACUCAAUUCAGCUAAGUCUAGCAACGCCUCCGUCCGCAAAGGUGCUUUGUGCCUGUUCAAGGUCCUCGCCACGAAAUGUCCCGACGAAAAAACGCUGCAGUCCGCUGCGGAUGAAGUCCUCAGCUUACCCAAAUCCGGCAAGACCACGGGACCGGAUCAUCGCAUCACUCUCUUCUCGAUGCUACAGUAUAUCCCAACCUCUGGCACCGCUUCGCCGUCCAUUCUUCAUACCGCCCUUCCGCUACUCGCGAAGGAAUCGCAUGACGCCGCUACAACGGCUUUGGCCACGUCCCUAUCUUCACAUCUCAACCAUGCCGUGCGCUUCGAGCUCUCUCUCGAUACUGGGUCUAUCUCCCUUCUAGCGAAGGAAAUGUCCAGCGCAAAACCUACGAUUCGCCGUGCCUUCUGCACCCUUGUCGGCGGAGCUCUCUGGGAAGUUCCGCAGGUCAACGGCGACGUCGCGAAAGCCGUGCUACCAGCACUCGAGGGGAAUCUGAAGACCGCUGCGGUGCCAGGUUCGGCGGCGCCCAUGGAAGGAUAUGUUGCAAUCGCCCUGAUUCUAGGCCCGUAUGCGCGAUCCGGAAUGUAUGACGAUGCGAUAUCCAAGAACGUCGUCAUACAGUCCCUCGCGAAUCCGUCCACUAAGCCGGCCUUCUUGAUCAAUGAGAAAGUCUACAUGAAGCUCGAAGGCUCUGAAGAUGAGAUCUGGCUGCUGCGCGCUGCUAACGCUGCCACGUCCUACUUGCGUGGUCCUUUGAGCAAGAGUGAACUGUUGAGGUCACAACUUGGACAAGUACUCGUACAUCUUGCUGUCGAGAGUAAGGCGGCCGACGUGCGUCGGGCAACUCUGCAAGCCGUGGAGUCUCUUGCGCAAACCCUGCCAGAAGUAGUUGGUCUCGUUGUUGUUGACUCUUUAACCGCCUUCUUGUCGAAGGAGAAGACGACUGUCGCGAAGACGAAUGGUCCUGACGACGAUACGGAACUAACCCACAACGCCAACGAUCGCAGUCGGCUCGCAGCGUUCGUGCUCGCGGCGGUUACACCUGGGGAGGACACCGACCUUGCCGUACGUGAGGUGAUUGCAGCCAACCUACUUAUCGUUGGACAUCACCCUAUGACUUGUGCGCCCGGCCGGCAAGUGUGGAUUGAGUUAUGUCAAAAAGGACGCAUUGACCCCAGAGAGCUGGUACGCAACAGCCUGGACCAUCUGCUAAAGCUCGUCCUCGGCGCCUCGAACUCCGCUCUCUCCGGAUUUGCCGAUGCUAGCUACCGUGCAGUCGCCACGUUGACUUUCGUGGCCCCGGAGGAUGUCCUGCCGCGCAUGGUAGAACAAUUGCGUGCGGACGUCGACGGCAGGGCGAUUAAUUCACUCACGGAAACGGACCUGGGUAUAUGGCGUACUUCACCCGGUACCACUUACGUGGAUGUCUUGACGAAUAAGAAUGGCGAUGUCGUCGAGAAAAAAGGCAAGGAUAGAGACAUCGCGAAAUGGGAGGCUGAAGUCAGGAAAUCGGUAGCCAACAAGAAGGCACCUGGAGCCACCCCAAUAUUGACGAAGCAACAACAAGCGUUGGUCAAAGCUCAGCUGGACAAGGAAGCUGAAAUAAGGCAAAAGGUCGAGGGACUCAAGACAAAUCUUGAACGAGGGCUGCGCAUUAUCAGCAGCCUCGUAUUUGCGAGAGUGGAGGAGAUCAAAGCAUAUGUCACCCCGAUAUCUUCCAUUCUGCUCGAAAACGCAUUCGACAUUGGUCCCACUGUAGUCGGCAGCAAGGUCUUUGAUACCUACUUGGAACUAGCACAAUGCUGCUCACACCGUCUUGACUCGGUUUCUCGCUGGAUCGGCGUUGCUACGCUGCGUCUUCAUGAAGUGAAGGGGGUCCCUGAGGACUACCAGAUUGAACCCCUUAGCAGUCUUGUGUUACGCGUUCUGUAUCGAUUUCACUCUUUGUCGUCGCAAACGUCCUUUGAUGCCGCAACAUUUUGCUACAUGGCACCACUCUUGAGCCAGGUCAUGAUGAAGGGUGGCAUUGCUGUGAACGAAGAUGAUGACCCCUUGGAACAGAUCGUCCUUUGUUUGGAUAUUAUCAGGUACCACUGCGCAGAUCUCGCCGAUAUCACAUUCCCAAGAUACGAGGUCAUGCGCGCUCUCAUACAUGUUAUCCAGCAACAACCACGACUUGGGAAAGAUGCAUCAUCAGUCCUAGUCGACGUUGGGCAGGCUAUACAUGGAACAGCAGUAGCUUAUGAGACCAAUCUGCUCCUCGCCACCACCUUGGCUCAAGAGGCUUACCUCAGACACUCCGCCUUGCUGACUCUCCAGCCGUUCGAUCUCACGGAUCUGGAAUGGUCCCCUGAACUAUGGGUUGCAGUUCACGAUGAAGAUGAGCAGAAUGCGCGCUUGGCGCAGCACCUUUGGGAAGAUAACGGCCUCGACGUACCGGAGACAUUCCUUCCUCCAUUAUUGAACUAUCUCGCAGAUCAUGAACAUGAAUCUGUCCGUUCCAGCGCUGCGCGUGGAUUGUCGGAAGCCGUGGAACAAUGGCCACAGACGGUUGGCGAGGUUGUGAUUGCUCUUGAACAAUUUUAUCGCGAAAAGGCGAGAAUCCUGGCUCCUGAAUUUGAUGAAUACGGAAUGAUCAUCGAGGCCAGUGUCGGACGUGUUGACCCCUGGCCGACUCGGGCGGCUAUCUCUCGCGCUCUCGAAUUGCUGGCUCCGCUGAUCCCAUCGGAAAGCGUCCUUCCAUUGUUCAAGUUCUUUAUCAAGGAUGAAGCUCUGGGAGAUAGGCACGAAGUUGUGCGCAAGGGCAUGCUGAAUGCUGCUAUAGCCACCAUCGAUGCGCAUGGUGCCACUCAGAGUGCCGCCCUUCUCUCCAUAUUCGAGGAUGAACUGGCUGCCGGUGCCGCGUCGUCAACCGAAACGUCCGACUUCAUCAAGGAGGCCGUGGUGGUUUUACUCGGCAGAACAGCAACUCAUCUAGAGCCAAGCGAUGCCCGGAUACCCAAAAUCGUCAACCGUCUGGUGGAAGCCCUGAAGACCCCCUCCGAGCAAGUACAAAUCGCGGUGGCCGACUGCCUCGCGCCGUUGGUGAAGAUCAUGGAUUCUCCAGUUGGACCGUUAGUCGAUAAGCUACUAGACGAGCUUUUCAACGCUUCCAAAUACGCCGCAAGACGAGGGGCUGCUUACGGUUUGGCGGGAGUGGUGAGGGGCUAUGGCGUUACAAGUUUCAAGGAAUUCGAUUUGUUCAAGCGUCUCAGCGCCGGCGCCGAGGAUAAAAAGAGGUAUGAAUCACGGCAAGGCGCGUUAUUCGCGUUCGAGACCAUGUCCAGCACGCUGGGGCGGUUAUUCGAGCCAUACAUCAUCCAUAUUCUCCCAGUGCUUCUUGCGUCUUUCGGCGAUUCCACCGCGGACGUUCGUGAGGCUGCUCAAGACACGGCCCGAAUCAUCAUGGCGAAUAUGUCCGGUUACGGAGUCAAGUUGAUUUUACCGUCGCUUCUAGAGGGUUUGGAAGAAAAGCAAUGGCGCACGAAGAAGGGCUCUAUCGAACUUCUGGGCAUGAUGGCAUACUGUGCACCUCGUCAACUGUCGCAGUCGCUUCCCAUCGUCAUUCCUCAACUCACGGACGUUCUCACCGACUCGCACGCACAAGUGCGUGCAGCGGCGAACCAGAGUCUGAAACAAUUCGGAGAAGUCAUCAGCAACCCAGAGAUACAAAAACUCGCUCCCACGCUCCUCAAAGCACUGGUCGAUCCAGCGCGAACUCCAAAUGCAUUGAAUUCCUUGCUAAAGACGUCGUUCAUGCAUUAUAUCGACCAAUCAUCCUUAGCCUUGAUCAUACCGAUCAUCGAACGAGGUUUGAAAGAACGUGGUGCGGAAACGAAGCGAAGGGCGGCGAGGAUUGUAGGCAAUCUAGCCUCUUUGACAGAUUCCAAGGAUUAUGUCCCAUAUCUUCCAGAGCUACUGCCCAUGGUCCAUGCCGUUCUCAUCGACCCUGUUCCGGAGGCGCGUGCGACAGCGGCAAAGGCACUUGGUGCUUUAGUCGAAAGGCUGGGAGAACAGAACUUCCCUGAUCUCGUACCAAGCCUCAUCAGAACUCUGAAGGGCGAUUCGUCAGGCGUUGACCGACAAGGUGCUGCUCAGGGAUUGAGUGAAGUCCUAUCCGGCCUGGGAAUGGAACGCAUGGAAGGCCUACUGCCCGACAUCAUCGCGAACGCACAAUCUCCACGGAGCACAGUGCGAGAAGGGUUCAUGUCGCUCUUGGUCUACUUACCGGCCACGUUCGGGACACGCUUCCAGCCACAUCUACCAAAGAUCAUUACACCCAUACUCAGUGGUCUCUCGGACAUCGAAGAAUACGUCCGCGAAGCCGCUAUGCGGGCAGGAAGAAUGGUCAUUACCAAUUAUUCGAACAAGGCAAUUGACCUUCUCCUACCGGAACUGGAACGGGGGAUAUUCGAUCCUGGCUGGCGUAUACGGCAAUCGUCAAUCACUCUGGUUGGAGAGUUGCUUUUCAAAGUUUCCGGAAUCAGUGGAAAAGCGGAAAUCGAGGAAGAUGAAGAGGAGCCUACCGAUGCAGUUGUUGCAGAAUCCUCUCGUAAGGCACUGGUGGAGGUGCUGGGCCGAGAACGUCGGGAUCGUAUCCUGUCAGCUCUCUAUCUUGCCCGUCAGGAUGCUGUCAGUGUCGUGAGGCAGUCCUCGAUACACAUCUGGAAGGCACUGGUGCACAACACGCCACGUACCGUUCGUGAAAUACUGCCCGAACUGGUGGAUCAAAUCAUUACGCUUCUUUCCAGCUCUGAGUACGAGCAAGAGGAGACGGCUUCUCGUACAAUUGGAGAGCUAUGUCGCAAGUCCGGAGACCGAGUAUUAUCUGAAAUCAUUGGCCUCCUGCGGACGAGAUCGACUUCGUCUGACGCGCGCAUAAGAGAAGGCGUAUGCUUAGCGCUCAGCGAACUCAUGGUCAAUACCACCGACACUCAGCGUGAAGGCCGCGAAGACGAGAUCAUUCUCAUGGUUCGGACAUCCUUAGUAGACGAUGAAGCGAAUGUCCGUUCCGCGGCUGCACGGGCCUUCGACAUACUGCAGGAACACCUCGGUACCCGUGCCAUCGACCAGACGAUUCCGACAUUAUUGGAAGCGCUUCGUCAACCUGGUGCGAGCUCCGGCACGGCUUUACAUGCACUCAAAGAAGUCAUGAGCGUUCGGGCCUCUACGGUCUUCCCCGUGCUCAUUCCUACACUGACGGCAAGCCCUAUGACCCUCUUCAAUGCCCGUGCUCUAGCAACUUUGGUCACUGUCGCUGGCAACGCGCUUAGCAGACGGCUUACCGUCGUCUUGACUGCGCUCGUGAAGGAACUGGAGAGCAAGCCAAGCGAAGAAUUGCAGGAGGCAAUCCAGGAAGCUGUGGAAGCUCUUUUGCGAUCAAUCGCCGAUGAGGAAGGCCUCAAUACGCUAAUGCUCAUGCUCCUCGGAUGGGCAAAGCACGAGGCGCCACAGCGGCGUGUCAGUGCUUGCAACCUCUUUGCUACCUUCUGCGAAGUUACGGAGCUGGACACCUCACUGUACAGAAUUGACUGGAUACGCCAACUCGUAACCCUGCUUGACGACGACUCCGUCCCUGUGCACACCGCCGCCUGGAGUGCCUUCGACGCCUUCGUCAAGUCAACGCCGAAAGACGAAUUGGAGCCGCUUGUCGUUCCUCUGCGCCGAACAAUUGAAAGCACUGGCGGUCCGGGCCGCUAUGUCCCUGGCUUCAGCUUGCCGAAGGGCGUUGGCCCUAUGGUUCCCAUCAUCAUCGCCGGUCUUACCACCGGCAGCAACGAACAAAGAGAGCAGGCGGCGUAUGCCAUCGGCGAUCUCGUUGAACGGACGGAAGAAGCAGCCAUCAAGCCAUUCGUCGUGCCGUUCACUGGCCCUCUCAUUCGUGUUGCUACCCAAGCGACGACUUAUCCUCCUGGGGUGAAAGUCGCUAUUUUAAGCGCGCUCGGUACGAUGUUGGAGAGGAUACCGACUUUUGUCAAGCCGUUCUUCCCGCAACUGCAACGUACGUUCGUCAAGGGCGCGAGCGAUCCUUCGAGUUUGGCAGUCCGGAAUAAGGCUGCUGAAUCUCUUGGUUCCUUGAUGAAGAGUCAGCCGCGAGUGGACCCUGUUAUCACCGAGUUGGUCACAGGCGCUCGAUCGAACGACGAGGAGAUUGCAGGAAGCCUGGUGCUAGCAUUGGCUCGUGUCGUCCGGAGUGCUGAUGCAAACAUCGGCGAGAGCGCUCGUCAAGCAUGUGUAGACCUCGUCUCAGACGCGUUCAGAGAGGCUCAUCACGGCGAGUGCCCUUUCUCUUCUGCACAGGGCUACAGCUUAAUUGUCUUCAGAUCACUAUAUUCGCUCGACUGCUGCACUGUUUGCCGCACUCGCUGA
This is a messenger RNA of Punctularia strigosozonata HHB-11173 SS5, 7437 nucleotides long. RefSeq names its product ARM repeat-containing protein. Lineage: Eukaryota; Fungi; Basidiomycota; Agaricomycetes; Corticiales; Punctulariaceae. Gene Ontology annotation, biological process: cellular response to amino acid starvation; regulation of translation. Gene Ontology annotation, molecular function: protein kinase regulator activity. Gene Ontology annotation, cellular component: cytosol. The record is from RefSeq and is a predicted model, not a curated record. The transcript is spliced from 21 exons. Bases 1 to 7437 code for a protein of 2478 amino acids.